This is a messenger RNA of Scomber japonicus (chub mackerel), 618 nucleotides long. RefSeq names its product transmembrane 4 L six family member 21b (gene tm4sf21b). The transcript is spliced from 4 exons. Gene Ontology annotation, cellular component: membrane. Bases 1 to 618 code for a protein of 205 amino acids. NCBI's taxonomy places the organism in Eukaryota, Metazoa, Chordata, Actinopteri, Scombriformes, Scombridae. The record is from RefSeq and is a predicted model, not a curated record.
AUGUGUACUGGAGCCUGUGCUAAGUUUAUUGCCAUCCCCCUCUAUGUCCUGGCUGCAGUGUCAGUCAUCUGCAACAUUAUUCUCUUUUUCCCUGACUUUGACACAAAGUUUGCAGCUGACGACAGGAAAGGAGAGCCACGGAUCACUGAGGAGGUCAAAUAUAUGGGAGGCCUAAUUGGAGGAGGAAUCAUGGUCCUCAUUCCUGCCAUUCACAUUCAUCUGACCAGCAGUGACAAGUGCUGUGCCAACCGCUGUGGGAUGUUCCUGUCUAUUGGGUUUUCAGCAGCUGGGGUAGUGGGGGCUGUGUACAGUCUGAGUGUUGCUGCCCUGGGCCUCAUGAACGGACCAAUGUGCUUAUGGUCCAAUCCAAACAACCCCAUUCCAACAUGGGGGACGCCCUUUGCCAACAGUUCUGGGAGCUACCUGUCAGAUGACAACAUGUGGAAGUGGUGUCGCGCCCCAGAAAAUGUGGUUGAAUUCAAUAUGGCACUAUUCACCACCCUGUUAGUUGCAGCAUGCUUGGAGCUAGUCCUCUGUUCCAUCCAGAUGGUCAAUGGACUGUUUGGAUGCAUCUGUGGCACCUGUUCCGGCGAGGUGAGACAAGAGCAAACUCAAUAG